AUGUCCAAAGAAAAGUCGUUUGAUGAAAGCGAUUUUUCAUCGAUUGUUGGUAAAAGUCUUCGGAAUGUUCUGGAAAAAAGUGUAACGGAUCUUGUUUUACCCUAUAAAAUUUUAUCCCUUUCACAUUUAUCAUCAUGGAAUACAUUUGAAAAUGAUAUUAUUCAACUAUUAAAACAAAAUCCUCUCAAUGAACAAGAAUUUCUUUUAUUUAAUCAUUUAAACUUCUCUGUUAAGGAGAAUUUUCAAGAAGAAGACAUUUCCUUUAAAUAUUUAAUGAAUUAUCAAGUAGAUUUUCUUCAUAAACAAUCAGAUUUUGAUCGUUUACGUCGAUUCAUAUCAAUAACGAUUUGUUCCCUUUCGACAAAAUGA
Messenger RNA from Adineta ricciae, 369 nucleotides. NCBI's taxonomy places the organism in Eukaryota, Metazoa, Rotifera, Eurotatoria, Adinetida, Adinetidae. The record is from the annotation of a GenBank genome assembly.